Molecule: messenger RNA, 918 nt
Organism: Trypanosoma brucei brucei TREU927
Lineage: Eukaryota; Euglenozoa; Kinetoplastea; Trypanosomatida; Trypanosomatidae
Exons: 1
Coding region: 1-918 (305 amino acids)
Source: RefSeq, a predicted model, not a curated record
AUGCUAUUUGGAGUUUUGCUACUGAUGUCUCGCUUAAGUGAAUGGGCAAGCGCUGAUUCUUGCGAUUAUACAAAAUGGAUGGAGGAGGAUUACACGGAUCAUAUGAUAAGGCUUUCUUUGACAGUUCGAGGAUCGUACAGCCAUGAGAAGAACUGGGUCUUCUGUGAUUUGAUUGAUUAUUCCAACGUUCCUAAGCUUUGGAAGUGCAGUAACGAGAAAACCCUUGACGAAUUAGUUCAAAAACACAAAUUGUUGCAAGACGAAGUGGAAGGGAGAGGUUUGUGCAACAAACCGGUAAUCACAAAAACAAAACCCUAUGAACAACAGGUCAAGAACUUGAAGGCUGAACUCCAGCGAUGGAAAGAAAAAAUACAAGCAAAAAAAAUAAUAAUUAAAAAGGCAGAAGAAGUAAUAUGCAGCGAGAACAGCAAAAAAGCAACAUAUUCAACUGAAACAGUUGCGACCCUUCAAACAUCAAACAAAGAGAAAAUUAAAAAAAUUGACAAGUCAAAGCAACAGUGCAACGACAGCAUUACCCAACAUAUUAUUAAUUCCACAACAGAAAUCCUGCGGAUGAAAAAUGCUUCUCUUUACAACCUGAAAAGACAUCUUAAUUCGAUGACGCAAAUGUUUGAGGAAGGAAUGAAGAAACGCAGUUGCACCGUUUGCUCUGCCGAAACAUGUUACAGCACUCCCAGUGUAAAGGCGGAACUUGACAAAAUGUAUCUUGAAAACUCAUGGCUCAAUCUUACUGCAGCACAGAGGGAGCAAUGCCUUCUUGAUGAUACAAUGUUGCUACCAAUGUUAUCUUACAUGAGGAGGAAACCCUUUGAUGGUGCUUAUGCUUAUAACCGAAAUGUAGAUAUGGUGGAAAAAUUAUUUGCACUUGUGAUUUCAUUUUUUUCCUUUUUUCUUUAA